This is a messenger RNA of Cladocopium goreaui, 1872 nucleotides long. The record is from the annotation of a GenBank genome assembly. NCBI's taxonomy places the organism in Eukaryota, Dinophyceae, Suessiales, Symbiodiniaceae.
AUGUCCUGCGGGCGGUUUUGUUUUCUUGUGCCCUUUCUGGCAGCGCUGCUGGUUGCUGGCGAAGAAAAAGUGGAUGGUCCUGUGAUCGGAAUCGAUUUGGGAACCACCUUUUCCUGCGUGGGCAUCGUGGCUCCUCACGGCUUGGUGGAGAUCAUCCCGGGGCCUUCGGGGCAGCGGCUGCUGCCCUCGCAGGUCGCCUUUGAGGAAGAUGGGACCGUGCUGGUGGGCGAAGCCGCGACCUCAGCCGGCGCGAGCCAGCGCAUCUUCGAUGUGAAACGGUUGCUGGGUCGAAGCUUCAAAGACACAGCGCUGCAGAGAGAUAUCAAGAACUUCCCUUUCAAAGUGGUGGCUGAUUCAGAUGGCCGUGCUGCCGUGAGCAUCACUGUGAAGGGCAAGGCAGUCGUGAAGAGACCGGAGGAGAUCUCAUCCCUGCUCCUGGCUCAGUUGAAGCAGCGCGCCAGCGAGCACUUGGGACGGGAGGUGCUGCACGCCGUCAUCAGCGUCCCGGCCUUCUUUGACGAUGCCAUGCGCACAGCCGUCAAGGUGGCCGCUGCGGGGGCGAAAUUGGAGGUGCUGCGCAUCAUCAACGAACCCACUGCUGCAGCCUUAGCCUAUGGCCAUGGCGGCCAUGGCCCAUCAACGGCCAGGGAGAUCCUCUUAGUCUACGAUCUGGGUGGCGGCACCUGCGAUGUGUCCAUCCUCCAACGAGAGGCCGAUGGCUUGAAGGUCUUGGCCAGCAGCGGAGAUCCACAUUUGGGUGGUCGCUUGGCUGAGCGCUUGGCGAGCCAUGGAGAUGGCGCCUUGGAGCGGCUCCGCAUCGAGGCUGAAAAGGCCAAGCGACGUCUGAGCAGCGUGCCGCAGGUGGCAGUGAAGCUGGAAGGAUUUGCCAACGGAAAAGAUCUCUCCGAAACAUUGACUCGAGCACAGUUCGAGAAGCUCAACGAUGAUCUUUUUCAGAGAACGCUGGAGCCGGUGAAAACCGCGCUGAAAGAUUCUGGACUGGCAAAGUCCGAUGUGAACACGGUGAUUCUAGCAGGCGGUUCAGCUCGCAUCCCCAAAGUGCAGCAGCUGUUAAGCGAGUUCUUUGAUGGGAAAGAGAACCUUGGACGUCGUACCGCGCUCACGCGGAGCAUCAACCCCGACGAGGUGGUGGCGCAUGGUGCCGCCCUCCAGGCCGCUGCCUUGAGCGUCCAAGGGAGCGGGCAGGAGUUGAGACUCAUUGAUGUAACUCCCUUGUCCUUGGGCAUCCAGACCGCUGGUGGCUUCAUGACGACGGUCAUCAAGCGCAACACACCUUUGCCUGCCGAAAACAUGAUGAUUUUCUCGACUCACAAGGACAACCAAGAGAGCGCCACUGUGAAAGUGUUUCAGGGCGAGCGGUUGAUGGCCAAGAACAAUCAUUUGAUGGGCAGCUUUCAGAUCAAAGGGAUCAGCCCUGCACCGCGUGGUGUGCCGCAGAUCCAAGUUCUCUUUAAGGUGGAUGUGAACGGUUUGGUGGCCGUUGAAGCCACAGACAGCGGAUCUGGCAAGGGUGAGGUCCUGAAGGUCGCUUCAGAACUGAGCCACGAGCGCAUCGAAGAGAUGAUCCAAGAAUCCGAAAGCUUGGAGAAGGAGGAUCAGAAAGACUUCGCGAGGGCGGAGGCCAAAAUGGCCUUGAAGCUCUUCAUUCGCUCCUUGCAUCAUGCUGCCGAGAUGGCUCUGGAGGACGACGCCUCGACAUUUCUGGCCGCUGCCAACGAGGGUGCGGACUGGCUGGCGGCCAACGCGGACGCGGAAGCAGAGGAGAUUCAUGAGAAGAGGGAAGAGUUGGAGGGGAACGUCCCGGAGCUUCCAACGGCCAAGGCCGCGUCCGCUGCAGAAGUCGAAACUUGA